Messenger RNA from Drosophila serrata, 1670 nucleotides. Its product is annotated as MKRN2 opposite strand protein. Lineage: Eukaryota; Metazoa; Arthropoda; Insecta; Diptera; Drosophilidae. The record is from RefSeq and is a predicted model, not a curated record.
UUCAGUGUUUUUUCAUCUCGCGACUUUUCAAGAAGCAAAAAUCGAAUUAGUGUCGGUUUUUAAGUGAUUUGAUGGAUUUAUUAAUGUUUUUGUGUGCGAACUAAGUGUGAAACUGUGUUAGUUACUGCGCUGAUCAAAGGGAUUACCAAAUACAACUGAUUUCAACAGCGUUGAUGGCUUAAUUAGCCUGAUUUAAUCAGGUCAAAGCAUCAAAGUGGCCAAAGAGAUAAAGUGCGGCUAAAAGUGAAAACCCAAUCAAAGCGACCAUAUUCCAGAGAGAGAGAGAGAGUAACAUUAUACCCCGAAACUUGUAGAAACGGGCACAAAGAAUUGGCCUGGCCAAAAACCGCAGGGACAGGACGACGCAGGACGCAGGACGAUGUAGAUAGGAUGGCGAUGAGGCGAGUGGCACAAUAGACAAAGUGUAUCAAUUAUAAUACGGGCGCCAGGAACGGACAAACCCAAGGAGAGGGACAAGGGAGGCAGGAAAAGUGUGAGACCAGGAGUCAGGAUCUAGGAAACAGGAUCCAGGGAGUUUCGAAACAUUGCACAGGAAAAAAUACAUAUAUUUUUGGCAGUACAUAAGGCAACCACACGGAGCCAUGUUGGCAACGACAAGUACAACCACAAUUACCUCGGAUCCGGGCAUUCUCUGUUUUCAUCACUGCAACGUAAAAGUUUUCUGCUUCACUUUGCCGCACACUUGUCCCCAUUGCAAUGCGCCACUGGACGCGGAUGUGGACGUCGAGGCGGAUGCGGAUGCGAAUGCGGAUACAAAGGCGGAACUAGACAGGAGCGGGCAGAAGCCACGCCUCCUGCUCCUGCCCUUCCGUCUGCCAUAUCCCUUUGUGCGGGCCACACAGCAUCCGUGCGCCAUUGUCCUGCGUCCCUCCACCGGCGAUUUUCUCAACGAUUACAGCAACGCCACCGAUUUGCAUAUCGCAGUGACCACAUCCGGCGGCGACAUCGUGGAGUUCGAUCGCAUUGGUCUGCGGCGGCAUCGUCGGGAUGAUAAUCCUCGGGAGUGGCGGCAAUCCCUGCUGGUGGGGGAUGUACCAGAGCCAUGGCAUGACUUCUGGGACGAGGUGCUGCAGCAGAUUUGUGCCCAGUCUGCACGGUGGUCCAUUGCCAGUUACACGGAGGAGACCCACAACUGCUAUGCAUUCGUCCUGGCCUUCCUGCAGGCCCUGGGCCAUGCCCCACUGAGUGAGGCAGCCAGGAGCAAGACCACUUUCUGUGAACAGCGCAUCGUUCCCAGGACAACGACGGCAGGGAAGUAUAUCUCGCUGUAUCGCAAGCUCCGUCGGAGCGGCAUUUAUGUCCAUCGCCAGCAGCCGAGGCAUCGGAAUAAGCCAAAGGGCCUAGCAUCCGCAGCCUCGAAUCCUUCUAGUUCCUAUGCCCAUUCUCCUGAUAGCUGCGAUGGUGUUGGCAAUCACAAGAUACCCACAAAAGGAUACUCAAGCGGCAGUGUCGCAGGAAUCACAGGAUCUCGCCCACGACCCACACUAUGCACCAUCGAGGAGUAAUUAAAUGAAAUAGCCUCUUUCAGGAUUAGAGGGUGGGAAAUCUAUUCAAGAUUGUACUUCACGUGUAUUUGUUUGUUACAACUCAACCGCACACUAAUUGAUCUUAAAUAAAGUGUAUAGUAUUUUUCGUAUUUAUUUAUUAAA